Messenger RNA from Perognathus longimembris pacificus (Pacific pocket mouse), 1996 nucleotides. It is a transcript of the gene Rps6kl1, whose product is annotated as ribosomal protein S6 kinase like 1. Gene Ontology annotation, molecular function: ATP binding; protein kinase activity. Gene Ontology annotation, biological process: protein phosphorylation. Bases 48 to 1691 code for a protein of 547 amino acids. The transcript has 11 exons. NCBI's taxonomy places the organism in Eukaryota, Metazoa, Chordata, Mammalia, Rodentia, Heteromyidae. The record is from RefSeq and is a predicted model, not a curated record.
GCCCUGCGGAGCUCCUGGCUCGGGCAGAUUCCCAUCUCAGGGCAGCCAUGAGCCUAGUGGCCUGCGAAUGCCUGCCUGGCCCUAGCCUGGAGGCUGAGCCCUGUUCACGAGCAAGAGCCCAGACUUCCGUGUACCUGGAACAGAUCUGCAAGCAGGUGGCCACGGGGACACCGGAUGUGACCAAGCAUGACUACCUGGUGGAUGCAGCCACACAGAUCCGCCUGGCCCUGGAGCGUGAUGUUAGUGAGGACUACGAGGCUGCCUUCAACCACUACCAGAAUGGUGUGGACGUGCUGCUCCAGGGAGUGCAUGUGGACCCCAACAAGGAGCGAUGCGAGGCAGUCAAGCUGAAAAUCACCAAGUACCUGCGACGGGCUGAGGAGAUUUUCAACUGCCACCUGCAGCGGACGCUGGGCAGCGGAGCCAGCCCAGACUCGGGCUUCAGCAGCCUGAGGCUUCGGCCCAUACGCACACUGAGCUCUGCGCUGGAGCAGCUGAGGGGCUGUAGGGUGGUCGGGGUCAUUGAGAAGGUGCAGCUGGUCCAGGACCCAGCCACUGGAGGGACCUUCGUAGUGAAGAGCUUGCCCAGGUGCCACGUGGUGAGCCGGGAGCGGCUGACCGUCAUCCCGCAUGGAGUCCCCUUCAUGACGAAGCUGCUGCGGUACUUUGUGAGUGAAGACUCCAUCUUCCUGCACCUGGAGCAUGUACAAGGGGGCACUCUGUGGGCCCACCUACUCUCCCAGGCACGCCCCCAACAUUCUGACCUCAGAUCCAGCUCUACUCAGGAGAAGUCAAAGCUCAACAACCACCUCAGCCUCCUGACUUCAGCACGGCUGCCCCCAGGCCACACUGUGAGGCGGGACAGGAGCCUUCUGGAGCCUUCUCAGACUUCUCGGAGCAUCCCUCCAGCCAGGGAACUCCCACCCCUCAGACCCUCCAGAGCCCCUGACGGCAAGCCCACAGUCAGGACCAGCCCUUCCUGCUCCUCCAAUCCCACGGAGGCGCCUGGUGGCUACUGGUACCUUCAAACCAGGAGAACUGGGCAGAGCUCAGACCCUGGACCCCCUCGGGGACUCCUUUGGGUUCGUGAAGGGGCCAGUCGGGUACUGGGGGGCUGUGGCCGAGGCAGAGGUCACAGCCCCCCUUCAGUGGACAGAGCCUGCUGGGGGGGUGGUGAGGCUGUGUGGAGCGUGAAGGAGGAGCGGGUGAGGCAGUGGGCAGCCGAGAUGCUGGUGGCAUUGGAGGCGCUUCAUGAACAAGGGGUGCUGUGCCGGGACCUCAACCCUCAGAACCUGCUCCUGGACCAGGCAGGUCACCUCCGGCUCACGUAUUUUGGCCAGUGGUCAGAAGUGGAGCCCCAGUGCAGCAGGGAGGCCGUGGACCACCUCUACAGCGCCCCAGAAGUUGGGGGGAUUGCUGAGCUGAGUGAAGCCUGUGACUGGUGGAGCUUUGGGUCGCUACUCUAUGAGCUACUGACAGGAACCGCACUGUCCCAGAUCCACCCCUCAGGAUUCCAGGCACACACACAGCUCCAGCUGCCUGCCUGGCUCAGCCGCCCAGCAGCCUCCCUGCUGACUGAGCUGCUGCAGUUUGAACCCAAGCAACGCCUAGGUGCCAGAGGGGAUGGUGCCAGACAGCUCAAGUCCCACCCCUUUUUCAGUUCGAUCCAGUGGAGCAGACUGGUGGGGUAACAGGGGCAGUGGUGGGGGUGUGGAAGCAGCUGUCCUGUGCUCCAUCUCCUGCCUCUGCCUGUCGUCCCUCUCAGCCAUGGGCUUCAGAACAUGGGGAAGUUUUCUUUCCUGAUGGGCUUGGCCUUGGGAAGCAAUGCUCUGCACUGUCCCUGGAGAAGUUCCCAACACUGCGGAGAGGAGACUGCAUGGUGAGGCCGGCACCUUGAAGCAGCUUGAGCCUUUUGCACCAUCCACAAAUGCCUGUUGGGUGCAUUCCUUGUACUUUAAUGCUGACCCGUCACCUUAAAGGGUGCGUCUGCUGCACU